Molecule: messenger RNA, 1900 nt
Organism: Bicyclus anynana (squinting bush brown)
Lineage: Eukaryota; Metazoa; Arthropoda; Insecta; Lepidoptera; Nymphalidae
Gene: pkaap
Product: A-kinase anchor protein 10, mitochondrial
Exons: 3
Coding region: 180-1781 (533 amino acids)
Biological process (GO): intracellular protein localization
Cellular component (GO): plasma membrane
Source: RefSeq, a predicted model, not a curated record
AAAUGUCAAUACAAAUGUCAUUCGUUUUAACGUGAACGAAAGAUUGUUUUUGCAAUUUAUUUACAAAAUAAUUAAUGAUAUCAGUUUUUUACACUUCUCCUUUAAUGACAAGAAUUACAGUUAACCGAAUUUUUUAUAAAUCUUUUCCAGGAUAUUCCUCAACGAUUGUUGUCUAAGAAAUGAUAAAAUUCUGGAAAAGCGCAGCUAAAGGUAAAACUGGCUGCCCAGUACGCCCUCCUGAAAAUGUGGAAAACAAACAAAUUAAACUAUUGGAUAUUGGAGGAAGCUGUGACGUCGACGUAUUAUUUUCAGACAAAGCGGACAUUUUCGACAAAACAUCUAAUCUAUCAAUAGAUUUACAUGACAUACUUAUAGGGAAAACAGCAGUCAAAUAUUUUACUAUGUACAUGGAAAAUAUUGGUAAACAGUAUCUUGUCAAAUGUUGGAUGGAAUUGGAAAAUUUCAGAUUUCAAAUUGUAAAUUCUAAUAUAAAUGACAAAGAACCUCAGCGCUCAAAAAUAAGUCACACUAAAAGUUUGGAUGGUGACUCAAACAAUGUAGAAGUUGAUAAGAACUGUGAAAAAUUUAUGGUAAAAAAAUUUGGUUGGAGGGCAAGUACCAGUAGUUUAAGAAAAGCUAAUAGUGAAUGUUCAUCAAAUUCUUGUGGGAAUUUGAUUCAACAUUUAGAUAAUUGUCAUGAUUGUAAAGAUAAUAAAAUUACAAAUUUUACAGAAAAAGCGAUAGAUUUAUUUAAGAAGUAUGUGGCUUUAGAAGCACCAUAUCAAAUAGAUUUAUCAGAUGAUAUCAGAAAAACAGUUAUAUCAAAUAUAUGUCAACCUGAAGGCCAAAUAUCUGAGGAAUGUUUUAAGCCAGUUCAAGAUGCUUUGUUUGGCUUAAUAGACAAAAACUACUUCAAAGGAUUUCAAAACAGCCCUCUCUAUAUUAAAUCACAAAUAGAUAUAUUGACUAGUGGAUGUAUAAGCCUAAAAGAUAUACUUUAUAAUGAUACCAUAUUAUUUUAUUUUACUGAAUAUUUAGAACAGGAGUCUUGCAGUAACUUACUUGAAUUCCUAAUAGCCAUAAUGCAUUUCAGAGACAAUCUUAUUAGGGGUAAUACACCUCAACUUGAACAAGCUCAAGGUGAUGCUAUUGUCCUCUAUGAAAAGUAUUUUUCCCUUCAAGCUACAAACCCUAUUGGUUUCCCCACCGAAGUACGAUUAAAGGUUGAAAGUGAUAUUUGUAGUGAACCAAUAGCCACAUGUUUUGACAUGCCUUACAUCAUUGUAUAUAAAACACUUAGCCAGUAUGUCAAAACUUUUUUAGGGUCCGAAUUGUAUUAUACUUACCUGUCGGAAAUGAUUAAAUCUGUGGAUCAGACAUGGUCUUCUACCUGCAAAUCUCACUCGGAUUGCAGUAGUGAAUUUAGCAUAAGCACACAAAAUACUCUUUUGGCAACAAGUGAUCCACACUUCCGAAAAAAGCGUAACCACUCUGUACCUGAUAUGACUAUUGAUUCUAACCAACUGUACAAUGCAGAUGCACUAUGGCAAAGAAAAAAGCAUGAUGGUCUUAUUCUCGGCAGGAUCAACAGUUUAGGAAGGUUUGAAUCAAAAUUUGAACCAGACCCAGACAAAAAAGAGAAAUCAGUCUUAAAGAAAAUGGUGAGUAAAUUUGUUACAACAAACACAUCAAAGGUUGAAGAGGAAAUGGCAUGGCAAAUUGCUCACAUGAUUGUCAAAGAUGUUACUGAUUUAACUAUGUCUCCACCUGAAAACGACUGAGUGAUUUAUAUUUAAAACAUAUGUGAUAGAACUGUUUAAACUGUUUAAAAGUAUAUAUUUUGUAAAUAAUGUUAAACAUAAAUACUACUCUAAGAGAUAUAUUAAAACUUUAACUUAAG